AUGUCCUGGGCAAUAAAUGGUUAUGAUGGUUGCCAAAAUGGUCGCAAUAAUAUAAGUGCUCAUGAAUUAACUACAUCACUCAUUUGGCUUGAACGUGCGCCAGAUGCACUUGCAGAUAAAGGGGAAGCAUAUUGCAGGCUCUGUCGGUCUAUAUUAAGAGCCCAUAAAACAGAUCUCUUAAAACAUGCUAAAACGAUAACGCACAAAUCCAGAGCUAGCAAUAUAAUUGUUAAACAGCAACCAGCUCUUGUCUCGUAUGGGUUUACAGCCAAAUCUGAUUCUGAUAAAAAAAGGGAUUUGAAAGUGAGUAUGUUUAUUGCAACACAUUCAGUCAUUAGGACCAUAGAUCAUCUUGGUGAGUUAUUAAAGCAAGACGACAUAAAUGGUUCAAAUAAUAAUCCAUUAUCAUUUCUUCGACUCCAUCUUACCAAGUGUACAAAGUUAAUUACACAUGUCAUAGCGCCAGCAUACUUGACAGAACUUAUUGAAGACGUUGGUCAAAAUCCUUAUUCAAUUAUACUAGAUGAGUCAACUGAUAUAAGUACCCAUAAGUAUAUGGCGUUUUGUAUUCGUUAUUAUAGCUUUACUCAAUCUGAUAUGGUAACAGAUUUUUUAGGAUUCGUCGAAAUAGAUAAAGCUACUGCAGAUAUUUUGAAGAAUAUAUUCAUACACUCUCUGGAACAGUCGAAAUUAAACAUUAAAAAUCUUAUGGGGAUUGGUACAGAUGGUGCUAGUAACCUUUGUGGAAAAAACCAUUCGCUAUUUACACUUAUAAAAGAAUCUAUUCCAAAUAUUGUGCUUGUCAAAUGUAUUUGCCAUUCUUUAAAUCUAUGUUCAGCAAAAGCAUGCGAAGAACUUCCAUCAACAUUGGAAUUUCUGAUUUGAGAAUCCCGGAACUGGUUUUCACGCAGUUCAUUAAGGCAAAUCACAUAUCAAUCUUUAUUUGCAGCGUUAUACGAUGGAAAAAAGCCCCCCAAGCUGGUUCAACUAUCUACUACCAGAUGGUUGGCGGGGUAUGGUUGUGUCAAAGCAGUUAUAGGUCAGUGGCUAUCAUUAAAAACUAAUUUUAACAUAAUAUUUCAAAAUAGAGAACAGACAUGCUAUAUAUCAAGAAAAUUAAGUAAUAUGUAUAAAGAUGAAUCAAAUUUACUUUACUUAAUGUUUCUAAAGCAUGUAUUACACGAAGUAACAUAAGUGAAUGUUAUUUUCCAAGGUACAAAUGUUGAUUUAUUUAAAGCAAACAGUGAUUUAAAAAAAUUACUUAUUGCAUUGAUUCGCCGUGUAUUGAAACCAAAUAACAUUAGUCAAAUAAUUAUAAAAAGUACUCAAAGAAAGAUUCUCAGACUAACAGAUAUUGAAGCUGUACGGAAUGCGUUAAGAUUUCCAGGUGCUCAUCUAUCAAAUAAUUGUGUUGAUUAUGGUUGGCAAUUUGAAACUCAGUUCAAAUUAAGUAUUUAAAGCAAGAAUAUCAACCAGCAACAGUUAAAUAUUGUAAAGCAAAGAUGUACCAACUUUUUACUAAAAUUAUGUAAUGAGCUUUGCAACAGAUUACCAGAUAAUAUGUCUACCAUUGAAAAAAUAGAAUAUUUCUGCCCUGAUCAAUGUUUCAAUUCAAAUCAAAGACCAUCAUUUGGUGAACUUCCUCUAAAUUUAGCAGACAGCAGUGUUGAUAAAGAUAUCUUAGAAAUGCAAUGGCGACAACUAGGAGACAUAACAUUUAAUGAAAAUUCCCAGGCGCAUCAAUCUCUCGACUCGCAACUCGAAGUCUUAUCGCACGGCGUGAUUUUUACGGCAUUAGAUUUGUCUAACGGAUUUUUACAGAUACCGCUCUCCCCCGAA
Molecule: messenger RNA, 1839 nt
Organism: Aphis gossypii (cotton aphid)
Lineage: Eukaryota; Metazoa; Arthropoda; Insecta; Hemiptera; Aphididae
Exons: 4
Coding region: 1-885 (294 amino acids)
Source: RefSeq, a predicted model, not a curated record